CCAGCUUCCAUUGCGGGUAAACAGACAUGGCUGACGAGGAAGAUCCUCGGGACGCUGCGCACAAUAUGGGCAACCACCUGCCGCUCCUGCCUGGUAACCUCCCGGGGCAAGUCCCCGGCAGCGGGUGGGGGGCGAGACCCGGACCCGCUCGCUUCACGGUGGGGCCGGGAAGGCGGAUAAGCAGAGAGUGAAGAAGAUGAUGAAAUGGAAGUUGAAGACCAGGACAGCAAAGAAGCCAAAAAGCCAAACAUCAUAAAUUUUGACACGAGUCUGCCAACCUCGCAUACAUACCUCGGUGCUGACAUGGAAGAGUUUCAUGGCCGGACUCUGCAUGAUGAUGACAGCUGUCAGGUGAUUCCAGUUCUGCCACAGGUGAUGAUGAUCCUGAUUCCUGGGCAGACUCUACCUCUACGGCUUUUUAGCCCUCAAGAAGUCAGUAUGGUGCGGAAUUUAAUUCAGAAAGAUAGAACUUUUGCUGUUCUUGCAUACAGUAAUAUACAGGAAAGGGAAGCACAGUUUGGCACAACAGCAGAGAUCUAUGCCUACAGAGAAGAACAAGACUUUGGAAUUGAAAUAGUGAAAGUGAAAGCAGUUGGAAGACAAAGGUUCAAAGUUCUUGAGCUAAGAACACAGUCAGAUGGAAUCCAGCAAGCUAAAGUGCAAAUUCUUCCUGAAUGUGUAUUGCCUUCAACUAUGUCUGCAGUUCAGUUAGAAUCCCUCAAUAAAUGCCAGAUAUUUCCUUCAAAACCUGUCUCAUGGGAAGACCAGUAUUCAUGUAAAUGGUGGCAGAAAUACCAGAAGAGAAAGUUUCACUGUGCAAAUCUGACUUCAUGGCCUCGCUGGCUAUAUUCACUAUAUGAUGCUGAAACCUUAAUGGAUAGAAUUAAGAAACAGCUACAUGAAUGGGAUGAAAAUUUAAAAGACGAUUCUCUUCCUUCAAACCCAAUAGAUUUUUCUUACAGAGUAGCUGCUUGCCUUCCUAUUGAUGAUGUCUUACGAAUUCAACUCCUUAAAAUUGGUAGUGCUAUUCAACGACUUCGCUGUGAAUUAGACAUUAUGAAUAAAUGCACUUCCCUUUGCUGUAAACAAUGUCAGGAAACAGAAAUAACAACCAAAAAUGAAAUAUUCAGUUUAUCCUUAUGUGGGCCAAUGGCUGCUUAUGUGAACCCUCAUGGAUAUGUACAUGAGACGCUUACCGUGUAUAAAGCUUGCAACUUGAAUCUGACAAGCCGGCCUUCUACAGAACACAGUUGGUUUCCUGGGUAUGCCUGGACUGUUGCCCAGUGUAGGAUCUGUGCAAGCCAUAUUGGAUGGAAAUUUACAGCCACCAAAAAAGACAUGUCGCCUCAAAAAUUCUGGGGUUUAACUCGAUCUGCUCUGUUACCUACAAUCCCAGACACUGAAGAUGAAAUAAGCCCAGAUAAAGUAAUACUUUGCUUAUAAAUGGAGAUGGCUGGUAUUCUCAGUCUGCUUUGGAAAUUACUGCCUCUGAUACAUGUGUAAGUAAACAGCAGCGUUUACAUGGAUGGUUAUAGUUUCCUAGUCCAACUGUAUUUGAAGAUUUUAAGUUCAAGUACCCUUUCAGAGAAGCUAAAAAUCAUUCUGAGUUUAAGAAAUACUUUAGUAGCUUGGAGCCAUGAUCCUGUGGAAUGUGCUGUCUGGAAACAGGUCGUUUUUAAGACAUAAGGACAUCUUUGAAAGUGAUGUUAUUGUCCACUGCACAAUAAAUUAGUCAUCUGAUCCUCUUUAUGGGAGAACAUGUUGGCCCCAGUACUGUCAGUGGUGAAGUUCUAAAAGCUGGGGUGCCAAGCACAAGUAUGUUUCUUUUUGAAAGAGCCAAGAAGGUGUACAUUAUUUUAAAGCUUCUCUGACAGUCAUUUGUAAAUUUUCAAAAUAUUAAAGAUUAAAAUAUGCAGUUUGAGCCCAAAAAUAGUUUUUAUUUCCUUUGAAUAGUUUUUAUUUCCUUUGUGUAUUUGAAAUAUUUGUUUAAACUAGAACCCUAGUUAUUACGUUCCAUACAAAGCAUUUUUUUUAAACUUCAUAAUUUGAACCUAAACUAUUCUGGGCCAGACAGAAAUAACAAAACAUGUUCACUGCAUACAGGCCAGAGGGGAUACUGUAUUUUGUGGGUUAUUUAAUGUACACUAAAGAAAAUGUGUAAGUAAACUUUAAGGCCAAAACUAAA
This is a messenger RNA of Heterocephalus glaber (naked mole-rat), 2185 nucleotides long. It is a transcript of the gene Crbn, whose product is annotated as cereblon. The record is from RefSeq and is a predicted model, not a curated record. Lineage: Eukaryota; Metazoa; Chordata; Mammalia; Rodentia; Bathyergidae. Gene Ontology annotation, cellular component: Cul4A-RING E3 ubiquitin ligase complex. Gene Ontology annotation, biological process: protein ubiquitination.